AUGUACACCAGCCGCAUUCAAUUCGCAGAAUUCGGGUGUAUCACCUCGGUGAGUUUCGGACUGGAGUUUUUUCGUGUUGCAGUCAGUUGGAGUGGUUGCCACGCACCGAAUCAUAAGUCUUACAACCUAUUUCGUUUGGCAGGUAUUAGUGGGGUGGGACUUGGGACCAACCAGCUCAGGUGUCCUGCGCAAAGUUGGAGACCUCUGAGUGACUCAAAACGAUGCCACACGGCGUCGCUGAUGGCGGUGCAGCGAAGACCUGCAGAUCGUGCCAAGAAUCACAAGCUUUUGAUGGGCCGGGUUUGGUGCUGA
Molecule: messenger RNA, 312 nt
Organism: Durusdinium trenchii
Lineage: Eukaryota; Dinophyceae; Suessiales; Symbiodiniaceae
Source: the annotation of a GenBank genome assembly